AUGGAAUUUCUAAAAUUGUUAUUACAUAUCGGCCUAAUAUUGGCUAUUAUAACGGACUUUAGUAUCACUGAAGAUUCAAAAAUCAUCUAUCGUUUACCGGAAAAUGCAAAACCACUUCACUAUAACAUCAGGCUGAUCACGCCUCUCGAGGAAGGCAAUGAUAUCUUUCACGGUGAAAUCAGUGUCAUUAUCGACAAUCUUUACGUAACGUCAAGUAUAAGCUUACACUCGCAAGAUUUAGAAAUAAAUAUAACGACAACAACGCUGAUUAAUAGCAAUGGUAACAUCUAUGAACCGAUAAAAUAUACUUAUGACAAUAUAACGAAUAUAUUGACGUUUUCUUUCGACCAUAAAUUGGAUCGCGCUAUUUAUACCCUGAACAUGACGUUUGCUGGUAAUUAUUCUAAAAGUGGUUACCACAAAAGUGGCUUUAUAAAAAUUCCGUACAAAGACGAGGGAGUAGACAGCAUAUUGGCUGCAACGUUACUCGAGCCAAAUAAUGCCAGACGAGUAUUUCCGUGUUUGGACGAGCCAGCGUUAAAAGCUACCUUCAACGUCUCCGUGAUGCACCAUAAGAAAUUCAGGGUAUUGUCGAAUAUGCCGAUGCAAAAGCGGUACAACGGACAAAAUUCAGUCAUAUCAGAAAAUGGCAUGGUGUGGACGCACUUCAACACUACUCCCGUAAUGUCCACUUAUCUCGUGGGGAUUGUGAUUGUACCUAAUAGUUUUAUUCGCAUUCGAAGAUCCCCGAAAACCCUGACCAUUAGUGUGUGGUGCAAACCGUCAUUGGAAAUCCAAGCAAGAUUCGUGCAUAGUAUGGCCGAAAAGGUCACGCCGCUCUUGAUCGAAUAUACCAAUAGUUCCGAAAAGAUACCAAAAAUGGACCAUAUCAUAGUACACGAUUAUCCGGCCAACGGCAUGGAAAAUUGGGGACUCAUCAUUUAUAACGAAAAAGAAGUUAUCUACAAUGGUAGCACAGAUCCCACAUUUCGGAGAAAAGAAAUAGCGCUGUUAAUAACACAUGAACUUGUACAUCAGUGGUUCGGCAAUUUAGUCACCCCAUCUUGGUGGUCCUACGCGUGGAUGAGCGAGGGAUUUGCUACGUUCCUCGAGGCGUAUUUCAUCAAUAAGAUUCAUGAAGACUGGCGGAUAAUGGAUUUCUUUGUAGUUCAGAGCUUGCAGGAAUCUCUAACUUUUGAUGUUGGCUUUUUAAAUUCUGUUACAUUGCAACUUGAUGACGUUAACUUUGAAAGAGUCAACAUCUUUAAUGCUGCAGUUUACGAAAAAGCGCCAGCUCUAUUACGCAUGUUAUACCAUGCAGUGGGCGACGAAGUAUUUCGAAAAGGUAUCAUCAAAUAUUUCGAAGCAAAUCAGUUUGGAUCGGUUACUCCCGACGAUUUGUGGAGCGCCAUGCAAAGUGCUCUAGAGGAGGCCCCUUAUAUCCCUUAUAUGCAACAACAAGAUUCCAAAAUAAAAGAAGUGAUGGAUACGUGGAUGAACCAAGAAUUUUAUCCUGUGCUAAACGUGACGAUAAAUUACGCAACUGGCGAAGUGGCAAUAACACAAAAAUGUGUCCGCAAUGUCCGCGCUACAGAAAGUAUCAAUAAUAAAUGGUGGAUACCCAUGACUUACGCCGACCAGAGCAAUUUGGAUUUUUCCAAUACUAUGCCUAAUAAUUGGUUAGGACCAGAUCAAACUAGUAGAGUGGAAAUUAGUACAAAAAAUUGGAUUAUCGUCAAUGUACAACAAACUGCAUACUGUCGUGUCUAUUACGAUAUCAUAAAUCUGGAAAGAAUCAUAAGUUACUUGAAUUCUGAGGAAUACACGAACAUACACGUUCUCAAUCGUGCUCAAAUUAUCGAUGAUACAUUUGCCUUUUUGCUGGAAGAACAACUAGAUCUCUCCGUAUUCAUGGAUCUUAUAAGUUACCUAAGUCGUGAGAGAGAUUAUGUGGCAUGGCGUCCAAUGUUCCGAAUUUUAGCACGGUUAUCGAAUUACUUUUUACUGCCAGAAAGUAAAAAAUUCAAGUCACGCAUGGUAGGAAUCUUCGAUAAGCUUCUUCAGCAUGUGGGAUACGAAGAAGAUUUCAAUGAUGACGAUAACACAAAGAUAGUACGGCUAGAAGCCGUGAAAUGGGCAUGUACCUUCGGUCACGCGGAAUGCAAAAGAAGAGCCGCCGUAAAAUUGAGCGAACAUCUCGCGGAUCCUGAUACUCACAAACAUAAUUUCAGAGUUCUACAUUGGUGGCGCGAUUGGACGUACUGCUUUGGUUUGACCGUGGCUACUAGGACUAAAUGGGAUAAAAUGAUGGAAUUAUAUCAGCGAACACUUGAUAAGCAAUUUUGGAAAAUAUUGAGCUGCGCUGAAGAUUCUGGCAUUAUUAUCAACUAUUUGAAUAUUACAGCAUCGAAUACUACAUUAUUCAACGAUAUCGAGCAUGCUUCUAUCUUCAAGAUCAAUCUUGAAAACCAUGCACGCAAUGAUUUGGUUCUUGACUACAUAUUAGCAAAUUUUGAUAAUAUAAAACCUAAAUUACUUCCUACAAGUCUAACGAUAAAGAAUAUUAUUUUGAAUGUUUUUUCUAGCGAACAAACGUCUAAGAUAUUUGAAGACUGGCGGACAAUGGACUUUUUCGUUACUGGGGCCAUACACGAUUGUCUCCAUUUAGAUAUUGGCUUAUUGGAUUCUGUUACAUUGAACCUUCACGAUACCUUGGAUAAUGACAUUCUCUUUGGUGAUGAAGUUUAUAAAAAAGGCAAUACGGCGGUCACUCCCGAUGAUUUUUGGAGCGCCAUACAAAGUGCUAAAGACGAAGCCUCUUGGGUCUCUCAUAUGCGAGAUCAAAGAUUCAGAAUAAAAGAAGUGAUGAAUACGUGGAUAAUCCAAAAUCGUUAUCCUGUGCUGAAUAAAUUACAAAACUGGUGA
This is a messenger RNA of Temnothorax curvispinosus, 2925 nucleotides long. Its product is annotated as aminopeptidase N-like. The record is from RefSeq and is a predicted model, not a curated record. Gene Ontology annotation, biological process: peptide catabolic process; proteolysis. The coding region runs from base 1 to 2925 and encodes 974 amino acids. Gene Ontology annotation, cellular component: cytoplasm. Lineage: Eukaryota; Metazoa; Arthropoda; Insecta; Hymenoptera; Formicidae. Gene Ontology annotation, molecular function: peptide binding; metalloaminopeptidase activity; zinc ion binding. The transcript is spliced from 12 exons.